Molecule: messenger RNA, 1049 nt
Organism: Argentina anserina (silverweed cinquefoil)
Lineage: Eukaryota; Viridiplantae; Streptophyta; Magnoliopsida; Rosales; Rosaceae
Product: chromatin remodeling protein EBS-like
Exons: 5
Coding region: 214-852 (212 amino acids)
Molecular function (GO): chromatin binding
Source: RefSeq, a predicted model, not a curated record
UCUGCUCUCUCUCCUCCGUCUCUUUCUCUCUCAUGUCUCCCGCAUGAAGCUCUAGGGUUUUGGCUCUCUCUCCCUCCCAAAUCUCCGAAAUUUAGGGCUUUCAAAUUUGGAACGCAAAACCCCUCCAAUCCUUUAAACUCUUCCCACAUUUCUCAAACCUCUUGGAAAAUCGAAAAUUGAAAUUUGCAAAAAAAAAAAAAACAUCACUCCUCAAUGGCCAAAACCCGACCCGGGAAAAAGGACAUCGACUCUUACACCAUCAGAGGCACCACCAAGGUCGUCCGAGCUGGGGACACAGUGCUGAUGCGGCCGUCGGAUGUGGGGAAGCCGCAAUACGUGGCGAGAAUCGAGAAGAUUGAGAGUGACAGCAAGAACAACGCUAAGGUGAGAGUGAGGUGGUACUACAGACCUGAGGAGUCGAUUGGAGGGCGCAGGCAGUUCCACGGCUCCAAAGAGCUCUUCUUGUCGGACCACUUUGAUGUUCAGAGUGCCAACACUAUUGAGGGCAAGUGCGUGGUUCACUCUUUCAAGAACUACACCAAGCUCGAAAAUGUAGGGGCUGAGGAUUUCUACUGUAGAUUUGAGUACAAGGCUGCUACCGGGGCGUUCACUCCGGAUAGAGUCGCUGUGUAUUGCAAGUGUGAGAUGCCGUAUAACCCGGAUGACCUCAUGGUGCAGUGUGAGGAGUGCAAAGAUUGGUUUCAUCCAGCUUGUGUGAACAUCUCAAAUGAAGUAGCCAAAAAACUUGAGCACUAUAUAUGUUCAGAAUGUUCGGCUGACGAAGAUGUGAAAAAAACUCAGAACUCAAUUUCAGAUGAUGUCAAGGUGGACCCUAAGCGCCGAAAGAAAUGACUUAAAUUGCAAGAGGCGAUCCAAAAUGCAGUGCUGCUGUUUGUGUCCUUGUUGGUUCUAUCAUGUGGAUAUAGAGUAGGGUUUUCAGAGGUUUUCAAGACUUGCAUUCAGGAGAUUAGGUUUCCAUUGGAAGUUUUCUUUGUAUCUCAACAAUUAAAUCGUAGAGUCUUUGCUAUAACAAAUUGCUGGUUGCGACU